AUGUUUGAAUGUAGCCUGAAGCCGUUUAGAGCGAAGGCAGCGGCUGAGACGCGCGGUGCGCAGGUGACGGGCGCGGGCCGCGGGCUGGGCCGCGCGCUGGCGCUGCGAUUCGCCGCGAGCGGCUGCGUGGUGCUGUGCGUGGACGUGGAUGCGGCCGGCAACGAGGCGACGGCGCUCGCCAUCAACGCCUCGCGGGCGCGGGCGCGGGCGCGGGCGUACCCGUGCGACGUGUCGGACGCGGCGCAGGUGCGGCGCCUGGCGGCCUCCGUGCUGGCCGACGUGGGCCGCGUCGACGUGCUCGUCAGCAACGCGGGCGCCGUGCCCGCGCAGCCCUCGCAGCACGUGAUGCUGCUGGCGUUCCUACCGCACAUGGUGGCCCGGGACAGUGGUCACGUGGUGGCCAUCUCCAGCAUGGCGGGCCUCACCGGCCUCGCCAAAGUGCCUUACUCCGCCAGCAAGUUGGCCGUUGCUGGACUGAUGGACGCACUGGGAGAAGAACUGCAUCUAAACAAACACAAUAUAAAAGUUACUUGUGUACAUCCUUACUUCAUUCACACAAGGCCAGACCUCCCUGAAGAUCUACAUUUGAGGGUCCCGGAGCUGUCGCCGGAGGGGGCGGCGGCCGAGGUGGUGCGCGCCGUGCGGGAGGAGCUGGCGAGCGUCACGGUGCCCCGCGACCUGCUCUUCUGGCUGCACGUGCUCAGGUGCGCCCCACACUCGUCGCUGCAAGCAAGUGUCUUUUACACGGCUAAAAACAACGCAGCGCUGCCCCAGGACGCUCGCAACGUGUGGCGGGACCUGUUGCACGCGCGCGUCACACCCGCGGACGCCGCCCCCGCCUCGGCGGCCGCCUGCAGCGCCCAGCGCCCCGUCGCCCUCGAGGCCUGACCCUGCCGCCCCGCCCCGCCCCGGGCACUGCGAACACACGCCAAGCCUGGCGGGUAUCUACGGCUAAUCUGUAAUAUUAAAUGCAGCGAUCAGGAAGAGAUUAGCCGUUCGGUGCGAUUGUUCAUUGCCGACGUUGGACAUUUUGCCCCUGUUGCUGCUUCGGCUGACUCGCUGUGCUGUCUGGCGGGGACUGGACGCGGGAUUGGACUCGUACAGAGUUGAGUUUAUGAAGGGUCGUUAAAUGACGUUUUUCAGAUUUUUGUAAACAUUUGUGUGACGUUUUCAAAGUGUCCUACGAGAGGCCGUUUAUGACCCUAAAGUCUUCUAACGUCGUGUGGCUCGCAGAGUGCACUGCCUUUGCUUGCGUUUGGGGCUUUUGGUUCGCUACUCCCCAACAGCGGCGUAUGUCAUCUGUAAUUGGUCCGAUGAAGACUUUGUAAUGGUAAGCUCCACGAUGGCGCCCCAUGCCACGAGGGGUAUGGAGCAAUGCUCACAUUCAGAGGAAUUCGGGAAAACUACAUCUCUUCCUGCUUCUCUCAUGUAUGUAAACAUUCGUUAAAAGAGGGUGUUCCAACAAGAUGGUUACAUUUUCGCUUGUUUCGCGCAGGAACAGACGUCUUUAAUCGAGGCACUUGAGAGGAAGUGGCCGCUAGGUGACAAUACAGCAGUUUUGGCUGACAACAGUAUUGUCAGUGAAAUAACUUUCAUGGCGGAAUAUUAUAGUACAUACCCUUUAUAAUACACAUUGAUGUUAAUUUGCAACAAUGUUUUAAAAUGUGUAGUACUUUAAUGAUACAUUUGAAGCGUGCGGCCAAAUAACUAGAUAAAUACCACUGAACGUUUAUUUUAUUUAUUUAUUUAUUUAUUGUCAGAAACAGUUAAAACUAUGUGUGGCGUACUACGGAGAGAAGUGUAUUCUCCGCACGUUUUCUUAAAUUCUGUGAUACCUACCUUACGCAGGAGAUUCAUUGAAAGUAUUUUUCUUACAAAUCACACAUGAAAACAAACAUCGUAUUUAUUGUUGAAAAACAUUUUCUCAUAAAAAAAUAGUGAAUAACGACAGGACGAACGUGUGUGACAGGAAGAAAAAAACAAAUUAAUGUAAUCUUGUGUACACGUGUUCUAUUGUUCCACUGGAGACAAAACACAUCAUCCUACCAAAUGGAGCAUUUUGCACUGCCUCGCCUUUAUUCGAUGAUACUUAUCCUGAGACUCGAUAAAGAAAGCCUGAACCUAAGUUUUCAAAUUAAAAUAUUUUUAAAAUCCCGGUUUUGCUCAUGUUGGUGGGUUCUCCAUUGUUCGGUCUUGCUCUUCUAAUAGAAAAAAAAAACAACUUCAUUCUGUGAUUACUUACAAAAUUCCCUUCCAUUAUCCCAGGGAUAAUGAUGUAGGCACUGACUGCUCAGUCGAUACUGCACUGGGGAGCAGGGGUAGUUUGCACAUAGAUUAAGCAUAUGCUUGGGUCUGGAUAGAUAGGAGACUCCCAAUGAUUUUUAAACAAAAUUUUAUAAUACUUCAUAAAUAUUUGAAUAAGUUUUACUAUUUUAUUAAUGAUACAAAAAGUAAUAGACUAUAUACUUCAGACUUCAAAACUUAGAUAAUAUAUUUUUUAGUUUUGCUGGACAAAAUAUAAGGAUUGUUAUUUUCAGUUAUAUCAAUAUUCUCUUAUGUGCAUUCAUAUUUAAUUUGACCACAUGCUGAAUCCUGUUAGAGAACCUCAAUGUUUCAUCUUGCAUAGAAUCCCAUAAGAAAUUAAUCUGGUCCUGCUACUGAGAGAUGUCUUCCCCUUGAAUUAUUCAAGACCAACUACAAAACAAAACUCUUAAUUGUCAAUAGAACAAUAACUGUCACACUCUGUUCCCAAUCCCUUGAUUUCUCAAUAAAGAUGCAUACAAAUGUUAUUGCUUGUGUUUAAAAAAUAACAAAUAAAUGUAAGAAAAAACACUGUUAUAUGUCUUUGCAUUUGAUAUUUAUGUUAAAGUGAUCCUUGUAAUUAAUAUUUUAAACUAAGUAAUCGUAAAGAUGAUGUCUGAUAUUUGGUUCAAAACUAAAAAUGUAUCAAAACUAUCCAAA
Messenger RNA from Gryllus bimaculatus (two-spotted cricket), 2961 nucleotides. The record is from the annotation of a GenBank genome assembly. Lineage: Eukaryota; Metazoa; Arthropoda; Insecta; Orthoptera; Gryllidae.